AUGACCUACCCUGUGCCCCCAGGCAAUCGCCACCGCCGCAUCGUGGUCGAGUUUGGACCGCUCAAAUACUUCCACCUGAUCAUGUUCCUCUCCGAUCUCCAGGCGAAGGAGAACGUCGACAUCGUUGACGUCGCCAAUCUCAAUUCGUUGACGGAAGCGGAAACCGACACGCUGCUCCUGUUCUGCCUCGAGUACGUCGACGACCUGUUCACCGAACUGAUGCGAGCUCUAAUAAGCUGGCUCAGCCGAGAACCAGAGGUGCUAGACCGCAUUGGCGAGGUCACCUACCAUAUCCACUGGCUGCCUCACCACAAGUGGAUUGACUAUACCACGGAGGAAAAACUGGUGUACACCGAGUUUAUGAAUGCUGUUGAGCGCUAUGUGGGCGAAGCCAAAGUGAGACACGUGCUGAUCAUCCAGAAGUACGAUAUCGAGACCACGGUGGCCAUCACCGACCCGGCCGAGAUCGAUAAGCUUGCCCAGGAGAUAUGUGAUGAUGUGGUCAGAUGGCGGCAUUUGAAGAUCUUAGACUACGGGGUACUGAGUUUCCGCUUUCUCCCCACGCUGAUCUCGCUCGCUGAUACCAUGGAAGUGCUUAAUAUCGGUGGUGGCUAUGCGCUCGAGACCUUAGGAGGGUUCCAUAUCCCCCGCCUCCGAGUGCUCAUAGCUCUGCAGAACGCAUUGCACGCCAUCGACGAGGUGCUGUUUCCGCUGACGUUGCGUAGAUUGGAGUUGCUGGACAACAAGAUCUACUUCCUCAGCUACGUGAGCUUCCCCCCGUUUCUCGAGCACUUGGACGUGCUGCAGAACCGCAUCGACACCCUCAAGGGAGUCAACUUCCCCGCCACGCUUGUGCUGUUGAACCUCGCGUUUAACCCCAUCGAACUGCUAAAAGGGGUGCGGUUCCCCGAAGGGCUCCGGUACCUCGACGUGUCCAACAUCCCCAACGAGUCGAUGGCAGGCAUCAGAUUCCCCGACUCAGUGACUAAUUUGAAUCUCCAGGCGCUGAUGACCACUACUAGAGGCCUUAAACUCCCACCGAUGCUCACUCAGCUUUGUCUCUGCGAUAAUAACAUCACCUCCAUCAACCCGCUACGGCUCCCGCUGACCCUCAAAGUGCUCUAUUUGAACAACAACGCCAUCAAGACCCUCAACAAGGUGCUGUUCCCGCCUAAUCUCCGCGAGCUCUACCUCGGCAAUAACCUCAUCACCACCCUCAAAAACGUCCACUUCCCGGCGUCGCUCGAAGUCCUUGAUAUGGAGAUGGACCCAGACUUAAUCGGCAUUGACGACGACUUUGCCAAGCGCCAAUUAACUCUGAUUAAAGACGUGAUGCUCCCACAUAAUCUUCGAGUGCUCCGCCUCGGCUACCACGCCAUCAGCCAGCUAGAUCUGGUCGAUCUUCCUCCAGGCCUAGUCCUGUUUCUGGCGUGCUAUAAUGGCCUCCACACCUUGCGAGGCACGCGUUUACCCCAGAUGAAACUCUUGGACUUGGCGGGUAACCCGAUGCUUACGUUUGACCAUUUUGUGCUCCCCGAACUGGUCACCGAGCUUAGGUUAGCCCCCGAGCUUCUUAGCCAUCUCCCACCCUACGUCAUUGAUCGGAUCAACCAAAAACAGUUGCUAUUGCGCCAGCUGCAGCCGUUUUAA
Molecule: messenger RNA, 1650 nt
Organism: Diutina rugosa
Lineage: Eukaryota; Fungi; Ascomycota; Pichiomycetes; Serinales; Debaryomycetaceae
Exons: 1
Coding region: 1-1650 (549 amino acids)
Cellular component (GO): cytoplasm
Molecular function (GO): protein binding
Source: RefSeq, a predicted model, not a curated record